Dipodomys ordii (Ord's kangaroo rat) is the source of this 1891-nucleotide messenger RNA. RefSeq names its product hydroxycarboxylic acid receptor 2-like. The record is from RefSeq and is a predicted model, not a curated record. Gene Ontology annotation, molecular function: G protein-coupled receptor activity. Gene Ontology annotation, biological process: G protein-coupled receptor signaling pathway. The coding region runs from base 56 to 1114 and encodes 352 amino acids. The transcript has a single exon. Gene Ontology annotation, cellular component: membrane. Lineage: Eukaryota; Metazoa; Chordata; Mammalia; Rodentia; Heteromyidae.
UCCUUCAGCUCUGGCUCGGUGAGGCGCUCUGGAGCGGGCGGACCGGAUUCCCCCCAUGAGCCCGGCCAACCACUCUCUGGUGAUCGACGGGAAGAGCUGCUGUGUGUUCCGAGAUGACUUCAUCGCCAAAGUGCUGCCGCCGGUGCUGGUGCUGGAGUUCGUGUUCGGGCUUCUUGGCAACGGCCUGGCCCUGUGGAUUUUCUGCUUCCAUCUCAAGUCCUGGAAAUCCAGCCGGAUCUUCUUGUUCAACUUAGCCGUGGCUGACUUUCUGCUCAUCAUCUGCCUGCCGCUCCUCACAGACAACUAUGUGAAGAGAUGGGACUGGAAGUUCGGCGACGUGGCCUGCCGGCUGACGCUCUUCAUGCUGGCCAUGAACCGGCAGGGCAGCAUCAUCUUCCUCACCGUGGUGGCCGUGGACAGGUACUUCCGCGUGGUCCACCCGCACCAUCCGCUGAACAAAAUGUCCAAUCGGACCGCGGCCAUCAUCUCGUGCGUGCUGUGGGCGGUCACCAUCGGCCUGACCGUCCACCUGCUCUACAAGAAGAUGCUGGCCGAGAACGGCAGGGCCAAGCUGUGCAGCAGCUUCAGUAUCUGCCAGACCUUCCGCUGGCACGAUGCCAUGUUCCUCCUGGAGUUCUUCCUGCCCCUGGGCAUCAUCGUGUUCUGCUCGGCCAGGAUCAUCUGGAGUCUGCGGCAGCGGCAGAUGGACAAGCACGCCAAGAUCAGGCGCGCCAUCAACUUCAUCAUGGUGGUGGCCGUGGUCUUCAUCAUCUGCUUCCUGCCCAGCGUGGCUGUCCGCAUUCGCAUCUUUUGGCUGCUGUACACGGCGGGCACCGGCAACUGUGAGCUCUACCGCUCGGUGGACCUGGCCUUCUUCAUCACGCUCAGCUUCACCUACAUGAACAGCAUGCUGGACCCCGCGGUGUAUUACUUCUCCAGCCCGUCCUUCCCCAACUUCUUCUCCACGCUGUUUGGCCGCUGCUCCCACGCCGCGCCGGAGGCCGCGCACCACCGCAGCACCAGCGUGGAGCUCACGGGCGAGCCGAGCCUCUCCAGAAGUGUCCCCGACGCGCUCAUGGCCGACCCCAGAGACACCUGGGGACCCUCUCAUUAGAAUGACCAGGAGAGAAAGGGAGGAAAGGUACACCGUCACCAAGAAGUGAGGUCUCUGGAGACAGCCAUUCGGCUCUGGGGCAGAGAACAACAUUGGGUUUGGGCCUGCGGUUUCCUGAAACUUCCAGAUUCUGAGAAUCAAGACUCAGAGAAACGGCGCAGUGGAGUGGACGAGGUGCGACCACAGACGUUUCUUUUUCUUUUCUUUUUUUGAGGAAACAGCAAAGUGUCCAGGCAUCUGCACCUCCGCUGAGCCCCCCACGCGGCGUGGGGGGGGGGCUGAACCCCACAUGUCACCAUCUUGUCGCGUGGUCUCCGACAUUCCCACCUGCGACGCGUUGGCCUCUUUGCCUGCCUCAGACACAGGCUGCUGUCCGUCUGUCCGUCCAUCCAGCCUGUCUGUGGGGCCCUGUGGUGGGUCAGUAGAGCCAGGAGACUGGACAGGGAGGGUCUGGAAAGUUCAGUAUCGUGACACAAGCCAGUAGUACCACCUGGGUUCCAUGGCCCGGCUUGCAGCAAACAGGUAGCAGGUGAAGCAAUCCCUAAGCUUAGGUUCGGGUCUGAGUUUCCAGUGGUGCUGAGACUUGGGGAAGGGGGGGGCGGGGAGGGCCGGGAAGGGACAGUUCUGUGGCAGCCCAAGGCCAAUGGCCGCAGGGCUCCGCCUGUCCCUAAGCUGUGGUUCCCUUGUUAACACUGGUUUGAGGCUGAGCCUUUGAAAGGCUUCAGGGAAGAGAAUUGCUUCCCACCUCUGCUUUUAUCCUGGAAAGGGAAAAUGUGU